AUGGACAAACCCUCACACCCCGAACCUCAGGGGAGUCCCCCACCCUCACCAGAACAUCAUCUGUUGACAUUACCGACACCUGAGGAGUCGAUCUCGGAAGUAGCAAUGUACCACUCCUGGGACUCUUCAGUCAGUCUACAGACAGAAGCAGGACAGGACCCAAAGAGGGAGGGCCUGUGGAGCAGGACAAAGAAGGCCCUUACAACCUCUUCGACUCAGAAGGUUGGAGGCUCCAAAACUUCCUUGAAAACGAUGGCGGUGGGGAAGAAGAGCCUGACCCCUAUACCAGAAGCGAGUGGCUUGCAGCAGAGGCAGACACCUGAGAGUACUGCCACAGAGACGACCUUGCAGAAGACAGUGGAGAGCUCAGCCUUGGGGCCUCCGCCACAAAUCCCUCCGGUACAAACCCACCAAACCCCGUUCGACAUAGAGUGGCAGCAAGCAAGCUGGGUCUUCACAAGGGAAGAAGCUCCUGUGGCCAGAGUAUCAGCCUCGAGGACCAAGAACCACACCCCUGUGCAAACCGUUACCCUCCCUGCCAAAAUCGAGCAGCGUAUCUGGGACACCAUUGAGGACUACAACCCAGAUACCCCUAGAGCACAUCCCAGCACUGGCGAGCUCCCCAGUAUCCCCGCUUUCACCAUGUCGGUCGCACCACAAGCCUUCGCCAGCCCCAUCCCUCUCCAUCAGCGACCAUGGACUCAUCUCUACCACAUGCUCAUCAAGUCCACACUCAUCCCUCGAGAUGCCCAGAUCACCCCAGAGAGAGAGGCCCAAAUGGAGCAGGCAAGAGCAAUUUAUGCAAUCUACAAGUGGUACAGAGAGCUACAGUGGAGGCUUCACGCUGGUAGCUAA
This is a messenger RNA of Desarmillaria tabescens, 855 nucleotides long. RefSeq lists its product as uncharacterized. The transcript is spliced from 3 exons. The coding region runs from base 1 to 855 and encodes 284 amino acids. Lineage: Eukaryota; Fungi; Basidiomycota; Agaricomycetes; Agaricales; Physalacriaceae. The record is from RefSeq and is a predicted model, not a curated record.